Eruca vesicaria subsp. sativa (arugula) is the source of this 752-nucleotide messenger RNA. NCBI's taxonomy places the organism in Eukaryota, Viridiplantae, Streptophyta, Magnoliopsida, Brassicales, Brassicaceae. The record is from the annotation of a GenBank genome assembly.
CAAAGGUUGUUCUCUCCUCCAUCCAAUCCAACGAUGACAACCGUAGCUGCAACCGGUCUCAACGUCGCGACUCCACGAGCGUUCGUUCGACCGGCGGCUCGUUUAUCCGCCCCGGUUCGCUUGAACUACCCGUGGAAAUUCAGUUCGAUGAAACGGAUGGUUAAGUUGUCGGUUAAGGCGACACCGGAAGGAGAGAUAUCGGAGAAGGUGGAGAAGAGUAUUCAGGAAGCGAAGGAGACUUGCGCUGACGAUCCGGUGAGCGGAGAGUGUGUGGCAGCGUGGGACGAGGUGGAGGAGCUGAGUGCAGCGGCGAGUCAUGCAAGGGACAAGAAGAAGGCUGGUGGAUCAGAUCCUUUGGAAGAAUACUGCAGUGAUAAUCCUGAGACUGAUGAGUGUCGUACCUAUGAUAAUUGAAACAUGUUUUUUUUUUGUCUGAAAAUUUAGGUACUGCUUGGUUGAUCUUUCUUUCUUGUUGUUGUCGUCGUGUUUGGUUUGUUUGGUGUUGUAAUGUGAUAAUGAAUAUUAUUAUGGAUACACAUGAGUUGUUUCAUAGUUUUCAAAUAUUAGGUUAUUGAGAGAUUUGUAGAACAUACAAGAAAGACUGUAAGAAUGAUUAUCCAUGUGUUGAAGUUGGAAUAUAUGGUUCAUCAAUUUUUGUCUUGGACUCAUAUAGUUCUAUAAUCAACUCAUGUUGGACUCUUGAAGACUCGAGUGAUCUCUCCAUAAAACUUAAAUAGAUUGUUGCAUUUGGA